Molecule: messenger RNA, 2467 nt
Organism: Hemibagrus wyckioides
Lineage: Eukaryota; Metazoa; Chordata; Actinopteri; Siluriformes; Bagridae
Product: FYN-binding protein 1
Exons: 16
Coding region: 321-1949 (542 amino acids)
Biological process (GO): integrin-mediated signaling pathway; T cell receptor signaling pathway; protein localization to plasma membrane
Cellular component (GO): plasma membrane
Molecular function (GO): protein binding
Source: RefSeq, a predicted model, not a curated record
ACACACUAAAACCCACGCACGCACGCACGAGGAAACUGUUGUGUAGUGUAUAGAGGUUAGCUUCACCGCAGACCUAUUCUCAUCUGCAUGCGAGCUCAGAGACCUGUCUCUAACGAGGCGUUUAUUCAUAUUUAUUUAUUUUUUCCUGUCCCAUUCUACAGGAACGUACUGAUGUCGGUUUUGUCUCAUCGUUACCUGUCAUUUUCUUGAGAAACAAAAAGCGGCACUUGUUUAGAGUUGUCUCUCUCCAACUUUAUCUCAGGUCGAUCACAAGAAAUGGAAUGGAGUUUGCACGGAAAUAAAACUCCACUCUAACAUACAUGGGGGAGAAUGUAGACUUUAAGGCCCUGAGGGCCAAGUUUCAUGCUCAAGCAGAAAGAGCCGGGUCCAGUGGCGGAGCUUACUCCAGGCCUCUAGUCGCCGAGUCGUCGGACAAUGGACCGGUCCGGAACAAGAUUCCCCCCGCUACACCAAAACCAGUGUUUCCAGUUAUCCCCAGCACUGAACCCAAGAGAUUUAGUCAGAGUCCCCAAGGAGUGUUUCCCAAACCUCCACCCUCUCACCGUAAAGAGGAUCCUGUACCACCUGCCAAUGACUCUGAAAACGCAAGGAGAGUAAAAAUGACAGGAGAGCUUCUCCAGAACAGGAUGCUGCAACAUCUUGAUAAGAAGCCCCAGGCCGCUCCCAGAUCAGUACUGCCAAGUCAGAAGAGCUUUUCAGAUGUAGUUCCGCUGAGAAAACCAUUCCCUAAUGUCGGACAACGGCCUAUGAAGCCCAAACGACCUCCGUCUGUCAAUCUGGAUCGUUUUCGCGUCAAGGGUCCAGCUCUUCAGCCUCCGGUCCAUCUAGAUACCAAAGCACCUGAAGGGCCACCACGACCACCAAAAUCAACAUUCAUGUCUGCGACACCUCCCAUCACACACAGAAUCACCGAACCCGAACAGGACACGUACGAUGACAUCGAUUUGCCCCCACCUCCUCCUCCUCCUCCAAAACCAUCUUCCAGUGAAUCAUGGGCAAGCAGUUUCUCGUCUCAGGCUGAUGAGGACAGUGAUAAUAGUGAAAUUUACGAACAUGUGGAUCAGGAGUGUGCACCGCCUGUGGUUUUGGAGAAGAAAAAACAAAAAGAGUACAAACGACAACAUGAAGUGGAAAAGAAAGAGCAGAAGGAGAGGCUGAAAAAGGAAAACGAGUACCGAAAAAAAUUCAAACUGACUGGAGAAGUCGAGGUGCUCCACCUAGCUCGGGUGAGGGAGGACUGGCAAGGUGGGAAGAACGAUCUGCGCGUGAGGCAGGGAGAGGCCGUGGAGAUCGUGCGUGUGAAGAACAACCCCGAGGGAAGAUGGCUGGCUCGAAACAUGAGUGGGGAAUAUGGAUAUAUCAGUAACACGUGUGUAGAUGUGGACUAUGAGGAAAUAAAGCGAAAGAUUCUCAGCGAAGCCGCACCUCCUGCCCUUCCUCCUCCUGCCUUACUGGACGAGGAUGUCUACGACGAUGUCGGUGCAGACCCUCUGAACAGCAGCCUUAAUGUGAGCGGUGAGGUAUAUGAUGAUGUUGAUCAUGUCAUACCAGAUGACUUCCCCCUACCCCCUCCGGAGAUAUGCCAAGACCCUAGAAGAAGCAAGAAGCUCGAGAAGGAGGAAAAGGAGUUCAGAAAAAAGUUUAAGUUCGAAGGCCCCAUCCACGUGCUCUGCUGCAUGAUGGUGGACCCGAACGCCAACAUCAAGAAGGGCAGUGGGAAGGACCUGACUGUUGUGAAGGGAGAAAUUCUCGAAGUCAUUCAGCAGACUAAUGAGAAGAAAGUACUCUGUCGAAAUGAUCAGGGCAAAUAUGGAUAUGUUCCCAGACAUUACCUUCUACACGAGGAAAACGAAAUAUAUGACGAUAUUGACAACAUGACAGAUAUUUAUGAUAAUGAUGUGAGUGGUCCACCUCCACUGAGGUCUUAACCACCAUUAAUAACGCUAUGAUGGAGAAGACGGAUGAAAAAGAGGACCUGAUGAGACUCGUUCAUGCGUCUUGAGGGCACGGGGACAGGAAGGAGGAUGAGGAGGAUCCUUCAAGACAAUGUUGUACAUUGAAGAAAUAAAUAUGUGUUUUUUUAUGAAGUUGCGAUAUUUUACAUUAUUAACAUUUUGUAUUACAAAUACAAAUUAGCAAUCACUUAAUAACAACCAGACUGCAGACCAUGUGUUUCCAUAAACAAACCCUUGUUUUUUUUGUUUUAAAUGAUACUUUUUAGGUGAUAUAGCAGAUAUUAAUUAAUAGAACAAUAGAGUUUGAGUUUGAUUAAAUGUCUUAAGAAAUAAUAUUUCCUAUAAUUAUAUGUAUCACAGAUGACAGUCAGGAGUUUCUGAAGGCUUUGAAUUUCAGUUUUUAUCCCCAAUUGAAGAUAGAGCUCAAAAACAUAAAAACAGUCUCAGUAUUUUUGAGUGAUUCUCUUCCUCAAUAAAGUGUGUCAUCAGCA